Haliotis rubra (blacklip abalone) is the source of this 5034-nucleotide messenger RNA. RefSeq names its product myosin light chain kinase, smooth muscle-like. Lineage: Eukaryota; Metazoa; Mollusca; Gastropoda; Lepetellida; Haliotidae. The record is from RefSeq and is a predicted model, not a curated record.
CCUACAUACCGUUGUAAUACGUUACCCCUUGGGACUCUUUAACAAAACGGACUAUAGCCACUGUGUAUGGCUUGUGACCUACAAACAACCGGGUAACAGAUUGGGGCUGAUCGGUUCCUCACUGGACGAAUGUCAGGGCCUGCCAAAGAUUUGGCGCUGAUUCAGACAAGAGCUUUCAGGAAUCUGGAUCGGAGUAAAGAAGUGAAUUGUGCAAUACAAUCCUUUAUAUCCUGGCCAGUAGCGACAUCCAUCUGUCGUCUGGGGAACCAGGGGCUUUCGGACAUAGGGGGAUGUACAUACACCUCUAAGCCUCUGACCCAUUUGUUGCUGUCUGGAAGUUGCCGCCAUGCCGGAGAAGACCGAGGUUCAGCUCGGUGGCACGAAACGAUUCGAAUGUCGUGUCAUCGGCUACCCUCGUCCGGACAUCAAGUGGUACAAGGAUGGAGUGGAUAUUACCCAGAAUUCCCGUUUCAACUUCACACAUACCCGUGAAGGAGUCAUCUCUAUGUUGAUAGAGAAGGUGUCACGACAAGAUGAAGGAUGUUACCGGUGUCGUGCCCAGAAUUCGGAGGGGAUGGCAUCGACUGCUGCCUAUCUGUUUGUCAGGACUCGGAAAUCAAAGUUUCUGGAUGAUACUCCAUCAGUUCACUCCAUGUCGCUUAUGGAAGCAUCGGAAAAAGACUUAGAACAUGACCGUGAAUACAAGUCAAAACAACUGAAACAUCGAAAACAGGAGUUUGAAGCGAUGGAGACUGAAGAAUACGAACAACAUAUAUCUGUUGAGGAACAAACAGAGAUCCACAUCACUGAUCGAUCCACAAGGAACAUCAAUGAGGACAAGAAUGUGUCAAGGGAAGCUGAGAACAGUGAGGAGUCGGAGGGCAGUUUUUCCUCACUGGAGGAGCUCAGUGGAACCAAAGAUAUACAGAUCAAACUUGAAAAGAUGGCGCAGAUGUACGAGGAAGUUUCAGAAGAGAAAAGUACCAAAGGGAAAAGUGUUUCUUUCAAGAUAGAGUCUGAAAGUUUUACCCAAAGUACUGAAAUAACAGGAGAAUCUGAUUUGACAGUUGAAUCAGAAGUCAGCAUAUCGGAAGAGAGAAAAUCCAAGAAAGUCAAAAUUUCGAUAGAUGAGUCAGAGUCUGCAUCAAUGAGUGAGGAAUCUUGUACAACUGAUGAAAAUGAACUUGAAGAAGAAAUCAGGAGGAAAGAGGAGCAACUGUCAGUGCUGAUUACACAGGAGGCAACAGUAACAGAUGAAAAUACAUCUUCAUCCCAGCUGGAUGUUUCAAUAGAUGACACCAAGCUGUCAACCCAAACAGCAGAUGACUCUGGGUUGGGUAUCAGCUUCAGUGCCGACACAGAGGAAAGAUCAUUCACUGAAGAGGAUGACUCCAUGGUGAUCAGGGCAUCUUUUGAAGUUGAAAGCACAGAAACUGAAAAUGUGGAAAUCAGGUCUGAAAUUACCGAAAUAAGUGAGUCGACAGUUGUUGACGAAACAACAGAGUCGGACACACACCAGGGGAGGGAACUGAAAAUAUCAGCAGAAACUGAAGUUGAUGCUUCAAAGGAAGAACAAGGAGGAUUAUCCUUUGAGGCAAGUGUAAUAACUGACAGCUCAGAGGUGGAACAGACUGGCCUGACUGUAUCUGCAGAUGUGGAGAUAGAGGAGAAGAAGGUUAAAGAGACGUUAGAGGAAGGAAAGGAGGAAGUGCUGGAAAAGAGGGUAGAGGAGACGGAAUCUCUCAAUGGAGAAAUUAUACUUGAAUCUGCAGCAUCGCAGGAUGUUGCUGGUCAAUCGGAUCUGGUGUUACCUGAUGUUGUUCUGCCAGAAUACAAGUCUGAGGAGCUUGGAGAACAACAGUCAGUCAGUUCUGUGGAGGACCUUUCAUCUGAUCAUGCUGCAAAACCCAGAACAACUGCUGAUGAAUAUUAUGGUGAGGAGGACCUCGUCCUUCCACUUGUCAAGCAGCUUCCAGUCAACAAGACUGAGGAAAUGAAGGAUCAACAGUCUGAAGGAUCGGUUGAAGAUUUGCCUUUUGAUGAGAUGCCACAGUCACAAACUGAUAUGAAUGUUGAGGAACAGCCUAUAGCUGCAGUAGUGGAAGCUUUGGAGAGUGUUACAGAAGUCAGGGAAGGCCCUCCCGAGCCUGAGGUCUCUGAUAUACCAGAAUCUACUGCAGAAGCUGCUUCAAUGAGUCUUGGCCCGGACAGUGGCAUAUUUGAUAUGUCUCUGCAAGGGACUCAGUUCCAUGUGGAGGAACUGGAGGUCACUGGAUCUUCUGUGGACAGUGCAGAGCAUCUAGAGUCACAGGAGGCAUCUAAGGCUAAAGAAAAAAUGUCUGGUGCUUAUGAAAUCGAACGAGUGCCUAAAUUUGUUAGUUUUGAGCAGCAUGUGAGUGAGAGUAAUGUGGAUAGUGCAAUAGAAACAACUAAGAAUCUCCAAGAUUCUGAAGUCUCGUUUGUAUCAAAAACUGAGGAAGAAAAGGCUGAGGUUAAGAAAUCCCAGGAUGUAUUCAUGGCAGAUGGGGUCAGUGAAGAAAACCUUUCAGCUGAUGAAGUUCAAGAUCUGAGGGCAGAUGAAACAGCUGAAGCUGCUGAAGUUGACAGUAAUGGUUUACAAACAGUAGACAAACAUGUGGAAGUGGCUAAAGUUGAAGAAAGCAGUCUUGUUGAAAAAGAUAAAACAGAAAACACUACACAGUUUGACGAAGAUGUCAAGGCAUCAGCUGAAGUAAAGGAAGAGCGUGGUACCGGCAAGCAAUUGGUGAAACAGACAUCCAUAGAAACAUAUAUAGAACAAGCCUCUUUAGAUGACCUUGCAGCUCUUGAGGAAUUAAAUACAAUUGAAACUGAUGAGAAAAGUCAGGCUGGUGAAACUAUGGCGGACGUAACAGUGAUGCAAGAGGCAGAUAAAGAAGAUGCUGUUGAAACUCAGAGCAGAAUUCUUUCUGAGAUCGCAACAGGAGAGGAUAAUCUCAGUGAAAUCAGGGAAGCCCCACAGCCUGCGGAGGUCAGUGAAUCCCAACAAAGCCAAGAGACCGAAUCAGAAAGGGCACAAGUGAUGCCAGAAGAGCUAAUUUUACAAGCUGAUGGAAAUGUCGAGAACACCAAACAGCCUGGCGAAGAGGAUGUGAUGCUGUUACAGGCUGAAGUCGAUAUCACUGAGACCGAAAAAAAUUUGGAUGAGACAUUGGCACUUACCACAGAUGUUGAUGUGAGUGAACAGAAGUAUGACUCAGAAGGUUCAACAUUAAAAAUGUCUGCCACUGUAGAUACCGAACAAGUGCUUUCACCACCAAAAGUCACCAGAGUCCCGGAAGAUGUGUCUGUUCAGACUGGCGAGACCAUUCAAUUGGUAUCAGAAGUUCAAGGAAGUCCUUCCCCAGAGGUGAAGUGGUUUAGAGAAGGGGACACAGUGAAGCCCACUGAGAGGAUCUCCCUCAUUGCUGACAAUGACAUCUACACUCUGGAGAUCAGAGAGGCCUCCAGUUCUGAUGCCGGCACCUACACCCUGACAGCUCACAAUCGGAUGGCACAAUCUUCAGUGAUGUCCAGGUCACAGUCACGGCACCACAGGAGGAGGGGGCCACAGGAGGAGCACCUGCAGGGGAGGAAAUCAGUGUCACGGCCCUCCUGACUUCCCCAGAGUUUGUCAUCAAACCAGAAGAUGUGACUGUUCAGGAAUUUGAGCAAGUCAAACUUGUAUGCUCUGUCAAAGGAACGCCAACACCAGAGGUGAAGUGGCAGCGAGAAGGACAAUCACUAAAGGCAGACAAUCAUUUGAGAAUAUUUGAAUCCGAUGGAUGCCAUUAUUUAGAAAUUCCCCAUGCAUCUUUCAUUGACAGUGGUGAAUAUGAGUGUGUAGCUACGAACAGCGAAGGAACAAUUUCUGUGGUUAUAAGACUUACAGUUGAAGGGAUCACUGACGCGGAGGAGAGUGCACUGUCAAAUGAGGAACUCCGGAUGGCGAUGUCGGAACGCUCGGACACUGAUGUCAGUACUGAGUCGACUACACGUAGAUAUAUAAAACUUGUAGUCGCAGCGGCAGCGUUCACUCUCGUAGCUUUCGGCGUCCAUAAAAUGGUGCAAAAUUUUCCCAAGGGGAGCUAACCCAUGUUUCUAGUCAAAAGAAGUUCUAGUUAUAUUUCUAUGUUGAAAGCAGAAUUUGACACAAGAGAGAAAUAUAAUUUAGAUUUGAAGAAUAGUCGGUCGUUCUAUGAAUAAAGUAUUAAGCACUGACUUAAGAAAAUUAAAUAAGGUCAACAAAAUUGUAUUUAUUCUUAGAAAAUUUUAAGAUUUGUUUUUGACAUUUUGACAGCCAAUAAAAUCAGAUAAUUUUCUUUGCUAUUUUACACAGAAACUGAUAAUUCAUUAACCUUCAGUGUGUGAUAGUUUGUGUGACUGAAUGAGUGGUGUGAAUGAGGAAUGGAAAAUUGUGAUAUUUUACAAAUAUUUGAAAAUUAUUGGUAAUAUUGCCUCAUUUUGAAUGUGUUAAAUUUUCAUCAGAUUAGCUAUUAUUUUUUCAGAAUAAAACUACAGAAAGAACUAUAAAUAAGAAUUUAAUGAAUAAAAUAGAAAACAUUCAUAUUGUUAAGAAUUUUGUCACAAUAUAUUUUGAGGCUACAUGAAAAUGUAUAUAAUCAAGAAUGGUAUUUUGGUCUUUAUGGACCUUAAACACGAGAACAAGUUAUUGUGUAUUUUCUGCCAUUGUUUGCACAUCAAUGGUGACAGGUUGCAUUUAUUCAGAUAUUAUUCAUUCUGUAUUUACAUUGAUAUUAUAUACUCAGGGAUGUUACAGUCACAGUAUAUGCUCAGUUCCAUACAUUCCUUUGUUGCCAUUCCAGGAUUACUGAUAAUGUUUCAAUUGUGUUGGGACUUUUUGUUGUGUCUUUGGGCUUGAAUGUUUAUCCAUUUUAACCCGCCAAAAUUGAAGAAAUACUGCCAUUGUCCUGCGACAUAUAUUAAAUGUCUCAGCUUUUAGGAAACUUUGAUGAUGAUGAUGAUUUGGAGAUUAAUGUGUGCUUUCCGAUAUAU